ACGCGCGCCCGGCGCGUGCACUGCCUCUGGACGCCUUCGCGACGCCAGCAAGCAGCGCCUGCGCAGUCCGGACAGGCCCGUCUAGUUCAGGGCGGGACUCGGGGGUUCUGACAGACUACGUGUGCUGGGCUGGUUUCGGUUCUGGGUCGGAAAGUCCAGGGCUUGGCGGAUCGCGGCGAAGACGACUCGAAAGGGACGAGGCUGGAGCCGCUGCGCCCUCGGCGAGCAGUCCCAGGAUGCACCGCGCCGCCCCGCGCUCGGCCUCGGACUCCAUUUCCCAGCGGCCACUGCUGCCGGCGCCGACCGCCAGCCCGAGCGCCGCGGCGCCUUUGUGAGCCCGCGGGUCCGGCCCCAGGUCGCGUCCCGCCCCGGCCGCGGGGCCUCGGCUCCCGGCCUCUGCCAACCGCGCGGAGCGAAGUGCCGAGUCUCGGGGAGAAGGCGUUCUGUUUUCUCUGGACAGUGCCCUUCUCCCAGAGAGGAGCCUGAGGAGGAGGACAGAAGAGCUGUUAUAAAUUCUUAAAUUCUUAAAGCCAUGUCCGAGGAUUUGGUGACCUUUGGGGAUGUGGCUGUGGAUUUCUCUCAGGAGGAGUGGGAAUGGCUGAGCCCUGCUCAGAGGCAUUUGUACAGGAAGGUGAUGCUGGAGAACUACAGGAGCCUGGUGUCACUGGGAGUUUCAGCUUCUAAGCCAGAUGUGAUCUCAUUAUUGGAACAAGGAAAAGAGCCCUGGAUGAUGAAGAAGGAGGGGACGAGACGCGCAUGUCCUGAUUGGGAAUAUGCAUCUAAAAACAAUGAAUUUUCAUCAAAGCAAGUUACAUAUGAAGAAUCAUCCAAAGUAGUGAUAAUGGCAAGAAGCCAUCUUAGUUAUAACCUUGACUGCUCCAGUUUGAGAGAAAACUGUACAAGUGAGGAUUGGUGUAAGAACCAGUUGAGAAGUCAGGAGGUGCAUCCUGGUCAACUGAUGAUCACUCAUAAAGAAAUCCUCAAUGUAGAGCAAAGUAAUGAAUAUACUAAAUCUUGGCAGACUUUCCAUCAGGGUGCAAUCUUUGACAUAAAGCAGAGUUUUCCUACCAAAGAAAGAAUACAUAAACAUGAGCCACAAAAGAGAAGGUACCAGAAAAAACCUGCUGAAAUGAAACGUAAGAAAGUUUAUGUAGAAAAGAAACUUUUGAAAUGUAAUGAAUGUGAGAAAGUUUUCAACCAGACCUCAUCUCUUACUCUUCAUCAGAGAAUUCAUACUGGAGAGAAACCCUAUGCAUGUGUUGAAUGUGGGAAAACCUUCAGCCAGAGUGCAAACCUAGCUCAGCAUAAGAGAAUACAUACCGGAGAGAAACCCUAUGAAUGUAAAGAGUGUCGGAAAGCCUUCAGCCAGAAUGCCCACCUUGCUCAACAUCAGAGAGUUCAUACUGGAGAAAAACCUUAUCAGUGUAAAGAAUGUAAAAAAGCCUUCAGCCAGAUUGCACACCUGACUCAACACCAGCGAGUUCAUACCGGAGAGAGACCUUUUGAAUGUAUUGAAUGUGGAAAGGCCUUUAGUAAUGGUUCGUUUCUUGCUCAGCAUCAGAGAAUUCACACCGGAGAGAAACCUUACGUAUGCAGUGUCUGUGGGAAAGCCUUUAGCCAUCGUGGAUACCUGAUUGUACAUCAGAGAAUUCAUACUGGAGAGAGACCCUACGAAUGUAAGGAAUGUCGGAAAACCUUCAGCCAGUACGCACACCUUGCUCAACAUCAGAGAGUUCAUACUGGAGAGAAACCUUACGAAUGUAAAGUAUGUCGGAAAGCCUUCAGCCAGAUUGCUUACCUGGAUCAACACCAGAGGGUUCAUACUGGAGAGAAACCCUAUGAAUGUAUUGAAUGCGGGAAGGCCUUCAGCAACAGUUCAUCACUUGCACAACAUCAGAGGAGUCAUACUGGAGAGAAACCUUACAUGUGUAAGGAAUGUAGGAAAACAUUUAGCCAGAAUGCGGGCCUUGCACAACAUCAGCGAAUUCAUACUGGAGAGAAACCUUAUGAAUGUAACAUUUGUGGAAAAGCCUUCAGUUACAGUGGAUCCCUUACUCUACAUCAAAGAAUUCAUACUGGAGAGAGACCCUAUGAAUGUAAAGAUUGCAGGAAAUCUUUUAGGCAGAGAGCCCACCUUGCUCAUCAUGAGCGAAUACAUACAAUGGAGUCAUUCUUGACUCUUUCCUCUCCCUCACCCUCUAUGUCCAGUCAGUUGCCAAGACCUAUAGGUUUGAUCUCCUAAACAGGCCUUGACUCUAACUCCUUUAAUACGCUUCCAUUCUAUUAUGUUUGUCCAACACACAGAAAUCUAUUUGACAUGGACUAUGGAAAGAGCUUUCUAAUUGGUCUCCCUGUAGUUACCAUUUCCUGCUCGUUGUCCAUAUUGCAGUCAAACUUGUAUUUAAAAGUUUGAUCAUAUCACUUCUCCCUCAUUAAAACUUUUCAUUAGCAUCCCAUAGUUCUUAGGUCAAGGCACAUAUUUCUCAAAGUAGCCUAAAAGACACCUUCUCAUUGCCAAUACCUCAUUCCAGUCUAUGUUUCAAAGUCCCAUCUCAUGUCACUAUCCAUCUCAUUCUUUAGAUACUUAACCAAGAAAUCAAGAACUCACAGCCAGCAUCAAAUAGGUCUGGUUUUCAAUUCUUACUCUUCCAUUUUCUAGACCUCUAGUUUUGGACAGACAUUCUGUCAUUUCUAGGCUCAAUCUUCUUAUUUAUGUUACGGGAAUAAUAAUGGUACUACCUCAGAAGUUAACAAGAGGAUUAAGUGAGAUAAUGCAUGUAAUUUGCCCAGCAGAGUGCCUAGCAUAAUCAUUCAAUAAACAUUAAGGUAAUAGAUAAAAAGAUACUAUGUAUACAGAUAAGACCUGAUCAUCUCAGCAAUGAUUGAUAAAUAAAAACAACACCUCAAGACUCAA
Messenger RNA from Sus scrofa (pig), 2914 nucleotides. RefSeq names its product zinc finger protein 583 (gene ZNF583). NCBI's taxonomy places the organism in Eukaryota, Metazoa, Chordata, Mammalia, Artiodactyla, Suidae. Gene Ontology annotation, biological process: regulation of transcription by RNA polymerase II; embryo development. The record is from RefSeq and is a predicted model, not a curated record. Gene Ontology annotation, cellular component: nucleus. Gene Ontology annotation, molecular function: DNA-binding transcription factor activity, RNA polymerase II-specific; RNA polymerase II cis-regulatory region sequence-specific DNA binding.